This is a messenger RNA of Vavraia culicis subsp. floridensis, 855 nucleotides long. RefSeq lists its product as uncharacterized. The record is from RefSeq and is a predicted model, not a curated record. Bases 1 to 855 code for a protein of 284 amino acids. Lineage: Eukaryota; Fungi; Microsporidia; Pleistophoridae. The transcript has a single exon.
AUGGAGUUUACGUGUCAGCGCCAGCUUUUUGGUGUAUUUGAAUCACCGCUAGAUUUUAUAGAAGCAUACGCGGAAAUAUACGACAACCAGAAAAAAGAGCCUAUCAAGGUAUUUUAUGACGAAAUUCCUUAUUCUCAAGUCUUUGAACAGCAGAUUUUGAACUCUCUAUACGAGUGUAAGGACGAAACGAUUUUCUUCAAAACUGAGAAACUAAUAGACUCGAUGAAACAAAGAGAGUUUUACGAUCAUAGAUUUUACGACCGAUGUAAGGAUCUAUACAUAAAGGGAGUGGCAGUUCUUUUAGACAAUGUUGAAAACAGCCUGUUUAAUGACGAGAUAUUGCUGGGACAUAUCAAUUACCAGGUUUUUACGGAGGAUACAAAAUUACAGAAGAGAGAAUUUGUAGAGAAUGUCUUGAAACUGUACAAAUUCACAAAUUAUAACAUCAACAUAACCAACUUCCUUGUUUAUCUGAUGGAAAACAACUUUAAGAAAAGCCUUGGAAAUAUAAAAGCAUUCGUUGAUCAGAUGUGCAUACAUAAGUACUAUCUGCACGAGCUGAACAAAGCUUUGCUUGUUUUUCCAGAGAGCAAAUUCAGGGAUGAACGUGAGCUGUAUAAGAAAAUAAGUAUAUCUGAAUAUCUUCUGGGUGCAGAAAGAGUACUUGAAUAUUCAUUUGAUGAAUAUUUUGUUCGUCUUUUAAGCGCCGUAAAGGUAUUCAUUGAAUCGCAAGAACCAGACAAUGCGUAUUUAAUGAUUAUGAACCUGCUGAGCGAGCUCUCUCUCAGGGAUAUAGGUAUCGAUGAAAAGUUACUCGAAGGUAUAAAGAACCUUGCCAAGUCCUUGCUUGUGUAA